Egretta garzetta (little egret) is the source of this 5430-nucleotide messenger RNA. It is a transcript of the gene TRAF7, whose product is annotated as TNF receptor associated factor 7. Gene Ontology annotation, molecular function: protein binding; zinc ion binding. The transcript is spliced from 21 exons. Bases 2596 to 4608 code for a protein of 670 amino acids. NCBI's taxonomy places the organism in Eukaryota, Metazoa, Chordata, Aves, Pelecaniformes, Ardeidae. The record is from RefSeq and is a predicted model, not a curated record. Gene Ontology annotation, cellular component: nucleolus. Gene Ontology annotation, biological process: ribosomal large subunit assembly; Notch signaling pathway.
GUAACAUUUUUCAGAGUUUAGACCCAAGUAGCGAUUCCCUGGGCUGUGCUGCUGCUGUAAUCUGGCUGCCUGACAGUUGUCCGAUAAAGAACUGCAGCGAGCAACACGAAGUGCUGCAUCAGGCGUGGCUGAGCUCUUGGCCAUUAGCAGAGUGUUGGUCGAGGACAUCCUGAGCGUCGCCUUUAUAACGCUUAAAACGUGAGUGCAGGACGCAACUGGCCCUGUGCACAAGCAGAUGGGGCUUGCAGGAAAGGUACAUAUGCUCUUGGGCUGGGCCUAAGGAGGCCUGGGGCAAGUCCUGGGUCACUGCUACAUUGCAUGAUCAUAUCUCUCUCUGUGAGCCUCAGUUUCCCUUUUUGUAAAGUGAAGAAAUCAAAAUAAUCUCCGUUUUAUAAAGAGCUUGGAGGUUAGGCUUGUCACCCUUAGAUAAGAGAAACCAACUGCUAGAAACACCCAAGACACUUCACCUCCCCAAAAGUUGGAAAUGUGAGCAGCGGGAGUGCGAAAGCCUGGCCAGAGCGGUGCCAUCUCAGCCAGGGCCAGAAGCAGGCACGUCUGAAUGCGACUGGGAGCUCUGCAUCGGCUGGCCGCAGGCAUCUGCGGGGUGUUUCUUCCGAGGCACCCUUCGCGGGUGGUUGGCUCUUUUCCUGUAAAAAAGGGUUUUGGUUAUGUCUUAGUAAACCAUUUUUGGCCUGUCUGUCCUCACUGCAGCUGUCUGUCUGCUUAGCCCUUGGACUCUGCUGCUGGCAGUGAGAGUAUACAAGACUUAACUAUAGCUUGGACAGAAACGGGUCUCUUAAUUUGGAUUCUUUGUGAGCAGCUUAUUCCUGGAGCACAGGGUCCCUGUCUCCUUGGGCAGGCUGCGACACCUGCGAGUGCAAGCAGUGCCUUUCAGCUGCAAGGAUGAAGGGGCAGCUUGGGAGGAGAGCUCAGUGCCCUGCUGAGCCCUUGUCUUUGAUGGAAACUUCUGCUCAAGCCAGAAGCAUCUCCAUACGGCGCCAGAGAGGAGGUGCAGCUCCUUCCUAUGGGUACCCUGGCUCUGAAGGACACUCUUUGAGAGCAUCUUGUCAGAUUUGCUGGGACAACAGCAAAAUUUUGUGCCCUGAAGCCAGCAUCAGGUUUCAACAGAGGUUAAAGAAAGCAAACUCCAUGUGUUUCUGCAGAUUAUUAUUGUGUAAUACUUGACUUCGCAAACUUGAACCUAGUAAAAACUGUGUAAACAACAGAGGAAGAUAAAUGAGCCCCUCUGCUGACUUCUGGGGGGAGAGGGUUUCUCUUUCUGGGUGAUGAUCCAGACUUUUGCUGGUUGUUUCUGGGCAGAAACUGGGAGUGAGAUCCAGAAUCACAAACUCCAAGUUAGGUUUCUUUCAUGGUUUCCUUGACCUCAUAGAUCAGACUGUGCUGGAAAUAAUUCCUUUAAUGCAAAUAUAACUAAAUCAAACAUGGGUUUUUUGCUUUCUGCUAAGAUCUAGCCCUGGCUUUUAGCAGUACAGCCCAGGGCUUUUGAAUUAAAUAGUAAAACUCCCACUGAGUUCAUCACAAGAACAGGACGAGGCCUGCACUAAUCACACUUUCGAAUAUGAGGCAGCCUUAAGUUCUGGGGAUGCAGGGAAGUUUAGGCUUUGGUUUCCUUGGCUGGAAGUACCAGAAAGCUCCUCACAGCCUGCGUGGGAAAGGGGAUCCCUUGGGAUCCCUUUCUGCCACCCACCUGAGGAUGUGGGGCUGCUGAGCUUCCAGGGCUCCUCUUCCUUCAUCUGGGGGUGGGUGGUCCUGGAGGGAAGAAGGCAGUCACAACCCCUUGUGCUAAAGCAAAGCCCCGGGUGACCAAAUGGGAUGUUUCUAUCGUGUGCUUGGAAGGUGGCCUGAGCUGUAAAGCUGUGCGUGAACAAGCUCGCUGGGCUCUGGAGUCCAGGCCAGCUCAGCUUGAGCCUCACACUUAAUGGGAUAAGGGUUUUACUGGUAUAGCUUUACAUCCAGAGACCUCUUCUGCCCUCCAUGCACUCACAGUUCCCCAGCACGCUGAAAGAUCAGGCUCGUGUCCGUGGCCUCCGCUGAAAUCCUUCUGCCUGCCGUGGUACAGUCUGCUCUUCGCUCACAAUUGCUGUGUCUUGUGGAAGGGGCUCCCUUUUAGGCCUCUGCUUGCUAAUCACUGCUCUGUGCAAAGUGUUUUGGGAAGCAGCAGGUAACCUGCUUUCUGAUGCUCAGACUGGGGAGGGACCAGAUACAGAGCCUGCAUAGUGCUCUUCUCUGCUGGGACUGUCAAGUCACAACUGGUACAUACCCUCGUUUUUAAAAGAUUGAUGUGUGUCCUGACCAGGGGAAUGCUGUCUGUCUUAGAGCAGUCUCCUGAGAAGUCUCAUCUGCUGUUAAAACAGUUGUAUACUUGUAAAGGCAGCUAACAAUUAUGGGUAUUCCAGUAUUUGGGUGAUUAAGGAGUCACCUUAAAAGAUACCAUAUCUUUAGAAAAUGCUGAAUGCCUAUCCAGGAAUGAUUUGAAGGAACCUGACUUUGACCUUGCCACUUGCUUCUGAAAAUCCAGGUUUAUGUGAGAGCUUAAAGCAGACUUCCCAUGACUAACAAGUGCUGGCCUAGAUUAUGAGCUCAAACAAGAACGCUCGCUACAAUCGUUUUUCCAGUGGCACAACAAACAUCACUACUUCCGAAAACACUAACGGGACAAGAAUGGAAACAACUUUCGGGCCAGCCUACUCUGCUGUGACGACCAUCACAAAGGCUGACGGGACCAAUACUUUUAAACAGCAUCGUCGGACUCCGUCCUCCUCCAGCACACUCACCUACUCCCCACGAGAUGAGGACGAUGGCAUGCCUCCGAUCAGCACCCCACGCCGCUCUGACUCUGCUAUCUCCGUCCGUUCAUUGCACUCUGAGUCCAACAUGUCCUUGCGCUCAACGUUCUCACUCCAUGAGGAAGAGGAGGAGCCAGAGCCGCUGGUAUUUGCUGAACAACCGUCCGUGAAGCUGUGCUGCCAGCUGUGCUGUAGUGUGUUUAAAGAUCCAGUCAUCACAACCUGUGGGCACACAUUUUGUAGAAGAUGUGCCUUAACAUCUGAGAAGUGCCCUGUGGACAACGCCAAACUGACCGUAGUGGUUAACAACAUUGCGGUGGCUGAGCAGAUCGGGGAGCUCUUCAUUCACUGCAAGUAUGGCUGGGGGCCUGCAGCCAGCAGCAAGCCCGCUGCGUUCGAGGUGGACCCCCGUGGAUGUCCGUUUACAAUUAAACUGAGUGCCAGGAAGGAUCAUGAAAGCAGCUGUGAUUACAGGCCGGUUCGCUGCCCCAAUAACCCCAGCUGCCCACCUCUCCUGAAAAUGAACCUGGAGGCACAUCUGAAAGAGUGCGAGCACAUAAAAUGUCCCCACUCCAAGUAUGGGUGUACAUUCAUAGGAAAUCAAGACACUUAUGAGACCCACUUGGAGACGUGCAAGUUCGAGGGUCUGAAGGAGUUCCUGCAGCAGACAGAUGAUCGCUUCCAUGAGAUGCAGGUGGCAAUGGCCCAGAAGGAUCAGGAAAUUGCCUUCCUGCGCUCCAUGCUGGGGAAGCUCUCUGAGAAAAUAGACCAGCUGGAGAAGAACCUCGAGCUCAAGUUUGAUGUGCUGGACGAGAACCAGAGCAAGCUGAGCGAGGACCUGAUGGAGUUCCGCAGGGAUGCCUCCAUGCUGAACGAUGAACUCUCCCACAUUAAUGCUCGGCUCAACAUGGGCAUCCUUGGAUCCUAUGACCCUCAGCAGAUCUUCAAGUGCAAGGGGACCUUUGUGGGACACCAGGGCCCUGUCUGGUGUUUGUGCGUUUACUCCAUAGGAGACUUGCUCUUCAGUGGCUCUUCAGACAAAACCAUUAAGGUGUGGGAUACCUGUACCACAUACAAGUGCCAAAAGACCUUGGAGGGUCACGAUGGAAUUGUACUGGCUCUCUGCAUCCAGGGGAACAAGCUGUACAGUGGCUCUGCUGACUGCACCAUUAUUGUCUGGGAUAUUCAAAACCUGCAGAAAGUGAACACGAUCCGAGCACAUGACAAUCCUGUUUGCACUUUGGUCUCCUCGCACAACAUGCUGUUCAGCGGCUCUCUCAAAGCCAUCAAGGUCUGGGAUAUUGUAGGUACCGAGCUCAAACUGAAGAAGGAGCUGACAGGUCUCAAUCACUGGGUGCGAGCACUGGUGGCUUCUCAAAACUAUCUCUACAGCGGAUCUUACCAAACAAUCAAGAUCUGGGACAUCCGCAACUUGGAGUGUGUCCACGUGCUGCAGACAUCGGGAGGCAGCGUCUACUCCAUCGCUGUGACAAACCACCACAUUGUGUGUGGCACCUACGAGAACCUCAUCCAUGUCUGGGAUAUAGAGACAAAGGAGCAAGUUCGCACGCUGACUGGGCACGUGGGUACGGUCUAUGCCCUUGCUGUCAUCUCCACGCCGGAUCAAACCAAAGUCUUCAGUGCAUCAUAUGACCGGUCUCUCAGGGUGUGGAGCAUGGACAACAUGAUCUGUACUCAGACGCUGCUGCGACACCAGGGCAGCGUCACUGCCCUCGCAGUCUCCAGGGGCCGCCUCUUCUCCGGCGCCGUGGACAGUACUGUAAAGGUCUGGACAUGCUAGCGUGAGUGCCGCACUAGUCCUGCACACUGAAAGACCAAAAACUCCUCCUCUCCGUCAGCCUGCUGGGUGACUAACACCACUAUGAAAGAACUGCUGCAGCUCCUCUCCGCACCGACCACUGCCUGCCGCUGCCCAUCGGCCGGUUACCCCACCCGCAAGGACCCUGGCUGGCAGCUCUCAGGUUGGGUCUGGCCCACGGAUGUUCCAGAUGUUUCCCCGCAUCUGCCGUGUAUGAUUGGAAAUGCAGAGGAAGCCGUUCUGCUGCCAGAGCUUUCCGCACCGCAGGGUGCCCUCCUCUGCCUGCAUCCCCCCAGCUGGGGAGCACCCUCCGGGGCCAGGGCCGAGGCGAAGCUGGGCCUUCAGGCCAGGGCAGCCCCUCAGGGCACCGGCGCAGAUGCAGUGCAGCCCUCGGCCAGCGAUGGGACUCAACGGUUCACCUUGUCGCAGGCAGGAGCCGGCCUGGCCAGGGCAGCAACGCUGGGAGGCUGACCCCCCUUUGUAAAUGGUAGAACUGAGCAUUAGGCGUUGCCCUGGGUUGGGACCCCAGCCCCUUUCUGUCUCUCAUAUUUAAUUUUACUGCCAAGACUGUCAGGCUGAUCCAUCUGGGAAGAGGUGUUUUCUUGAGUAGCCAGGUACGAUUUUUAUGCCACAGCUAGUUCUCAAAUCAAGUAACACAAGCCCAUCAUUCACCACCCUGUAAUAACGGUCUCCACAUUAAAGAGAAAAAGCCUCCGUUGCUUUUUUACUCACAUUUUCUACUGUUUUUAAGAUUGUAAUAUAGAUUUGAUUAUUUCUUCAUUGACAAUAAAAGCAGAAAGAGUU